AGUACAGUAUUGCACAAUAGACUGUAGACUGAAAACAAUCGCCAUUUUAAGUAAAGUGAAGAAACACAAAGCCAGUACAGUACAGAUUAUCAUAAAAACAUUUGAAAUGAGACUAAAAUUAAAGUUUACUGAUAAAAUUCAUUUUUAGUUACAAUGGCAGAACCUGGAGCAGACCUUGAAAGAUGCAUUAAACAUCUAGCAGUAAAAGAAAGCCCUGAAUCUGAAGAAGAUGGAAAAAAAGAAGUAGAGGAGGAAUCUACUGGCGCAGCUUCAUCUGUACAAACUUUGCGAUCAAACAAAACUAAUCCAGAAGAGUAUGGUGUCCAAAAUCCCAAUACAGCCUCUCUACCAACACCAACUGAAACCCAUUUAACUGAUCCCCAGCCUGAACAUAAUGUCAUACAAAGAAGAAUAAAGUAUAAGCCUAAAAGAAAAAAUCGUGUGGAAUGGCAGGAUAGACCAUCCACAUCAAAUGAAACACAGUUGUAUAUUGGGAAGUAUGAUGAUGGUUACACAGAGCCUUGUUUUGUGGUUGUUAAAGAAGCUAAAAACUGUAAUGAAAUCAAAAUGAUAGAAGUGAUCGAACAGAAUAACAAUAAUCCUAUUGUAGCAAAACUGAAGCACCAUGAAAAACAUGGGGAUAUCUUUGUAUUGGCCUUUGAAAGAUGCGAAUUCUACAAUAUCAUUGACCACAUCAGUACAAUGUACAUUGAUGACAGGGCAUAUACCCUUAUUGAAAAUAUCAUAAGGAAGGUGAAAAAACUUCAUGAAAUGGAAAAACCAGUAACUCACGGAGAUAUCAGAUGCGAACACAUGUGGAUAUCUGUGAAGGGUGAUGAUGUGCAAGUUAUGUUGGCAGGCCUGGAAAAAGCCUCUACUAAACUGAGUGACUCCAACCCAUUUGAGGAUGACAUAGUUAGCAUUGAAAAGAUUUGCUACAUCAUCAUUGCAGUCUCAUACCGUAUUUUGGUCACAAAUGGAGGUUCCCUAAAUCUGAAGCAUGAAAAUGUGGAUCUUGGAACCAUAAGAAAUAUACUAGAUGGUAAACGCAUGACAGCAGCCUACCAUUGCUUGACUGAUCUUCUUAAAGCUAUGGUUGAUGACCCUGCAAUGAGUCUUAAAAAAAUUGAAAAUCACCCCUUUUUCUGGGAUGCCCAUAGAUGCCUUUCUUUCAUGAGAGAUGCAUUUGGUAAACAACAAGUACACCAUCCUGCCUUCACGAGGCUUGACAGAGUUGAAGUUGCAACUGUAAUUGAUGUAGAUAACUGGUACACAGAGGUUUCUGAAAUUUCUACUAAAAGUAACUUUUUAGCUCGUGGUGACUACAAUGGAGAGAGUAUGGUUGAUUUGAUCAGGUAUAUCAGGAAUGUUGACUGCCAUUUUUCACAAGAUAAGAACGGCCGUAAUGUGAGUUUUUUUGGGCAGUACCCACAGGGGCUUGUCAAAUACUUUAACGAGAAAUUUCCAAAGCUGUUUAUCUUCUUGUAUAGAUUUACAGAACCAUUCACACCCAGACCGUCAGAACAACAAAGAACACCACAAGUGAUUAAUGCUAUAGAACACCAAAGACCAGUGAGCAGAAACAUGGCAGCACCAAGCCGUGCCCUGGACAAAAGAUUUGUGCAAACAAGGUCUGGAGCACCAAAUCCUGGCAACAGGUCCAGGCAGGCAAAUCAGCCACAGCGACGUUACUGUGGAUUCUGCAACAGGAACACUCACAACACUGAAGAUUGCAAAAAAUAAUAUUGCUAAUAAAAUAAAACAACAGUACCAUUGUUAAUGAUUUACUUGCUGAAUUUUAACUAGUGGUUGAUACAUAUAUUAUUCUUCAGCAGUAGCUUUUAUUAGACUGUCAUUCAUUUUUUUUUCCUUCACUUUUUCAAGGGACCAAACAGAAGAAUCAAGAUAAAUUCUUGGAACAUAUUGUUAGUCUAUAAUAUAUAUUUGCAUUUAUAACUAGCUUAUCAUGUGUAAAAAGUUUAAUUUAAUAAUUUAUUAUAUAUGCUAUCUGGUGGUUUAUAGAGAUUGAUCAGUAAAAUCAAAACUUGAUAGUUGACAAACAGUUUGAUAUGUUACACUAUAAAGCUUGUUCUUGUUCUGGAUGUCCUAAUCAAACAUCAGCCAGCCAAAAGCUUGGACAAAAUAUCAACAAAUGAUGUUAAUUUUGAAAGGAUUUGGCAAGCUUUUUAAAUAUACAACUGAAACUAAAUGUCCUUUUCAUACUUUGUAGGCAUAUUCUGAAAUUAUAACUGUUCGAUUCAGUGUAAGGCUGCCAUAAAAUUUACAUUGGAACACCAAAAGUUUAUUAUUUGCUCAUGGCUAUGACAAUCAAUAGACAGCUGUUCCAAUUUUACACUAAAACAACUAAUUAUCCUAUAUUUCUUAUACAAGUUAUUUUUUUAACUGAUAUGUUGUAUUAUAUUAAUUUUGUGUGUUUUUAUUUUAUUAUUAUAAAAUGUUUAAGAUGCUAUACAUAUAGUUUAAACAACCUUCUUAACCUUGAUAUUGUGUAUAUUUGGAAAUCAUUGAUAAGUUUCUGACAAACCUGCUUUUGUCUUUUAUAACCUUGUGUGAAGUAUACAACAUACAAUGCAUAAAAAAUACAUAAUUUUGUACUCAAAUAUAUAACUACAGUCAUUAUGUACAAUUAAAGCUGCACUUUCUCAGAGUGAACAUUUUGAUGUUUUUUUAUUUUUUGCCUUGGAACGAGCCAAUUUUUGCGAAAAUGCAUGGAAACCAGUUAAAUAAGAGUGCAGAAAAUAAAUUAGAUUGAAGAGUUUUAUAUUUAAGUUCAUAAAUUGAUGUUUUAUGCAUUUUCUUAAAACGUAAGUAACGGUUUACGGUUUAAGCCAUAAAACAUUAAUUUUUGAAAGGAAAUAUGACAAUCUGCGAUCUGAUCUUUUGUCAGCAAUCUUUUAUCAUUGGUUUGCAGAUAUUUAAGCAAAAAUUUGCUCUUUCCAAGACAAAAAGUAAAAAAUGUGUAAAAACUAUAUAUCUGUGAGAAUGCAGCUUUAAUAUUUAAAUGUGUUUUAAUUACAAUUUACAUGUUAAACUGUUGAAGCAAGACUACAAUACAUAUUUUUUUUUAAAUAUAGCACUGAUCAUGACUUGAAAAAAGUAUAACUACAAAUAUAAUUAUGUGUAUUCUUUAUAUAUAGUUAGUAUACUAACUUAUGAAACUGUAUCAUUUCUUUAUAAUAAAAUUCAUAUUAGACAUG
Messenger RNA from Mya arenaria, 3218 nucleotides. RefSeq lists its product as uncharacterized. The coding region runs from base 154 to 1743 and encodes 529 amino acids. Gene Ontology annotation, biological process: endoplasmic reticulum unfolded protein response; mRNA processing. The record is from RefSeq and is a predicted model, not a curated record. Gene Ontology annotation, molecular function: RNA endonuclease activity; protein serine/threonine kinase activity. The transcript is spliced from 2 exons. Lineage: Eukaryota; Metazoa; Mollusca; Bivalvia; Myida; Myidae.